GGCAAACCCCUCUUGCUGAGCCUCAGCCCACCCACCUGUCGAGGGAAAAUGAGCGCAAGCCGUCCGAUUGCCACCAAGCUCUUGCAGCUGCGGCUGCUAGCCACGGUGGCGGCGAAGGAUGCAAGGUCGUCGACGACCAAGCCUAUGAGGAUCUACCAGAAGCUGGCGGCUCUCGGAGCCACCGGAGGGAGCGUGUCGAGGACGCUGAAUGAGCACAUAAUGCAGGGGAAAUGGGUGACCAAACGGGAGCUGGUGAGAAUCGUCAAAGAGCUUCGGAGGUAUCGUCGAUACGGCCACGCACUUCAGGUGAUAGAUUGGAUGGAGAAUAGGAAUAUCAACCUUUCAUUCACCGAACAUGCGGUGCGCUUGGAUCUUAUAUCAAAGGUCAAAGGGGCAGCUGCAGCGGAGAAUUAUUUCCACAGCCUUCCGGCAACUGCGAAGAACAGGUUUACCUAUGGAGCUCUUCUGAAUUGCUACAGUAAGGAAGCCAUGGAAGACAAGGCAUUGCUGCUCUUCAAGGAGAUGGAAGAAUUGGGUUUUACUUGCCAUACUUUGCCUUACAAUAACAUUAUGAGCCUAUACAUGAGAAAAGGAAAACUUGAGAAAAUUCCGAGCCUAGUAGAAGAGAUGAAAGAGAGAAACAUAUCCUUGGACUCAUUUACCUAUAAUAUAUGGAUGCAGAGCUACGCUUGCUCAGAUGACAUUGAUGGAGUUGAAAAGGUCUUCCAUGAAAUGUUGGAAAAAGAUGCGGCUCUUUGUGAUUGGACUACUUAUAGUAAUCUAGCUGCACACUAUGUUAAGGCUGGAUUAACUGAGAAAGCGGAGGGUGCUCUUAAGAAGCUAGAGUCGGUUAUGGAUCCGGCGAACCGAGAGGCCUAUCAUUAUCUCAUCACUCUCUAUGCGGGUCUUUCUAAUCUAACGGAGGUUUGUAGAGUGUGGGAUUCCUUGAAGGCAGCUUUUCAAGUAACCAUCAAUAUCAGCUAUCUUGUAAUGCUUGGCAGCCUUCGUAGAUUGAAAGACUUGGAGGGUUUAAGAAAAGUUUUCGAGGAGUGGCAGUCUAACUGCACAAGCUAUGAUGUUAGGGUAGUUAAGAUUGUCAUUGGUGCUUAUCUGGAUCAAGACAGACUCGAAGAAGCUGAAGCUAUAUUCAAGGAUGCCUCAACGAGGGCUUCCAGACCAUUCUUAAGCGGUAUGGAGUUGUUUAUGGUUUACUUCUUGAGGAGGGGUUGUUUGGAACGGUGCAUGGAGUUUCUGGAAGCUGCCUUGUCCAUAUCUAAGAACGAGGAGUGGAUCCCGCUGGUGUCUACGAUCGAUGCGUUUCUGUUGCACUUUGAGGGGAACGGAGACGUAAAGGCUGCGAAUGAAUUGUUCAAUCUAUUGAAGGAAGUGAGCAGUGUCAAAAGUGUCGCCUACAACUUGUUGCUCAGGGCAUAUGUGGCUGCAGGCAAGACAGACCCAGAGAUGCGUCGAAUGAUGGAUGAAGAUGGGGUUGAGAUAGAUGAUGAACUUAAGAAGUUGCUCCAGAAGGUUUGCCCCUCGUAAAUUCUUUGCUGGGAGCUACCCUAAUUCCGAAGGUAUUUUCUGAUAGGGUAUGGAAUGAACUUUAUUUCGAUCUAUUUUACUUUCACAGUCCAGAGAUCGGACAUUAUUCACGAGUGUUAUCCCAAAUGAAGUGUGUCUCGGUCAAAUCAAAUAUCAGGUGUUGAUUGCUGCCGCAUUUUUAUGCUGACCGAGUUUCUUCUGAAUUUCCUUGCAUUGAUCCUCAAUUUGCAAUUAGUAGAGAAGUAUGUUAGCUGGAGCCCUGGGGGCCCCUUUCAAGCUUUCUGAGGCCUGCAGUUAAUAUAUAUAAAAGCCGGAGUGUAGAAGGUAUACCGAACAAUCCUCUGCGCAUGUUUUCUA
Molecule: messenger RNA, 1899 nt
Organism: Punica granatum (pomegranate)
Lineage: Eukaryota; Viridiplantae; Streptophyta; Magnoliopsida; Myrtales; Lythraceae
Source: RefSeq, a predicted model, not a curated record